Saprolegnia parasitica CBS 223.65 is the source of this 1301-nucleotide messenger RNA. RefSeq lists its product as hypothetical. Gene Ontology annotation, cellular component: endoplasmic reticulum. Gene Ontology annotation, molecular function: L-ascorbic acid binding; iron ion binding; procollagen-proline 4-dioxygenase activity. The record is from RefSeq and is a predicted model, not a curated record. Lineage: Eukaryota; Oomycota; Saprolegniomycetes; Saprolegniales; Saprolegniaceae. The transcript is spliced from 5 exons. Gene Ontology annotation, biological process: peptidyl-proline hydroxylation to 4-hydroxy-L-proline. Bases 8 to 1210 code for a protein of 400 amino acids.
CAGCCACAUGAGGAGUACGCAGGUCCACGCGCUCACGCUGCUUGUCGCUGUGGCCAUCGGCCUCUACUCGAUCUCGCCUCCGACGCUUGUCGACUACAAGCACCUCAUCGCCUCUCUCUUGGCACCGGCGAUUCAUUUCGAGGUGGAUCCUGCCUUCAAUGUAUCCGCGUGCAAGGCUGCCGCCGCUCCGCACUUGUCCAACACCACGUUCGUCCGCGGCUUCCACGUCCUCUGCCUCGCAGCCACGGCCAACAACACGAUCCAAGGGCUCGUGUACGAGGACGGUGUUCUUGGGUACCCUUCGUACUACACGACAGCGCGCGACAUCCACGAGCUGCUGCGUGCGCUUCCAAGGUCAAGCUUUGAGGACGUGGAUGACGUGCAGUGGAAGCAGCCGCCUCAGUUUUACGCCCCCGACGGCGAAUUGCUCACGAUCAUCGACCAGCUGCUCGACUACAACAUCGUGUACCUCUUUGAAGGCGGCCAGUUUAUCUGGCCGGGGCUCUGCGUGGGACAUCGGCGGGUUGUACCCGACCUCCCAGGGCUCGGUGAUGUCGUGCUGGAGACGCUGUCCAUGCAGCCGCUCGUGCUGGCCGUCGACCGAUUUCUUCACAACGACGAAAUCGACGCCAUUGUCGAGCUCGCACUGCCCCACCUUGCCGCCUCCACGGUCAAGCUCCAAGACGGAGACGAAGACAAGCCCGCGUCCGAGUGGCGCACGAGCUCCCAGUACUUUCUUCCAUCGACCGAGAGUCCGAUUUUGGCGCAGAUCGACGACCGUGUCGAAGCGCUCGUCAAGGUGCACAAGACGCACCAGGAGCCAGUCCAAGUUCUUCGCUACGAAAAAACGCAGAAAUACGACCACCACACCGACUAUUUUGACGCCAAUAUGUACGACAACAGCCCAGAGUUUCAAGAAUACCUCCAUCACGGCUUCAAGAACCGCAUGAUCACAGUCUUUUGGUACAUGUCGGACGUCGCGGACGGCGGCCACACGGCGUUUCCCCGCGCCGGCGGCCGUCCACAGCCCGACUCGAUGACCGACUGCACGAAAGGCCUCCUUGUCGCCCCCAAGAAGGGCAAGGUGAUCGUCUUUUACAGCAUGCUCCCGGAUGGAUCCCUCGACCCAAUGAGCCUCCAUGGCGGGUGCCCCGUCCGCGACGGCGUCAAGUACUCGGGCAACAAGUGGGUUUGGAACAAGCCGCGGUAAACAACGGAAACACGGCGGUAGCAUUGAGCUACCGUCGUAUAGCCAGUGUCGAUGAAUGCUAACAUCUAUCUAUCUAUCUAUCUAUCUAUCU